This is a messenger RNA of Pelagomonas calceolata, 1467 nucleotides long. Lineage: Eukaryota; Pelagophyceae; Pelagomonadales; Pelagomonadaceae. The record is from the annotation of a GenBank genome assembly.
AUGGAGCCCCACAUGCAACACAACAUCAAAAAGAUCAAAGAAAUCCUCGUGCCCUACACCGCCGAGGAGAACGCCGAGCUCUCGGGCGGCGAGGACACCGUGCCCCCCCCGCUGCCGCCGCGCCGGCCGCCGCCGCGCGCGGCGAGCGCCGACGCGCCGGACGCGCCGCCGCUGCCGCAGCGCACGCCCCAGACGGAAGCGGAAGGACGCGCCGCGAUGAAGGCCUACAAGGAGGCCUGGGAGAAGGCGAACGCCGAGGCCGCGAACCGGCCGAUCACCCAGGACAACCCGGCCGGCGACCAGGAGUAUCCAGUCCUACUCACAUUAGCCUCGGUCUCGUGGUACGUGCACGGCCACGGGGUUUUACCGGACGUGCCCCUCUAUCGACUGGAGUCGCAACCUAUUAAUGGAGGCAACCUGAAUUUCGCCUGGCGCUGCGGGGACCGCGACGACUCCAGCAAGUCGGUCUUCGUCAAGCAGGCGCCCGACUUCAUCAAGUGCCUCGGCGCAGACUACAAGCUGACGAACAAGCGCGCCGAGGUCGAGGCGAACGUGCUGCGGGCGCUGCGCGACAUCUCGGCGGACAACGCCCCUGAAGUUUUGGUAUAUGACGACUAUAGGUGCGCCAUGAUCCUCGAGGAUCUGCGGGACUUCCGGUUACUGCGGGACGAUCUCCUGAGGGGCGUCAUCGAGGAAUCGGUGGCCGUGUCGCUCGGCCGCUUCUGCGCCAAGGUUUAUAACGAGACGCGGGAAAAACAGGACGCCUACUUCUCCGAGAUGUUGGGGAAGGACGACAACGGCGCCAUGCGCGCGAUCACGCGCGACUACGUCUUCACGAAGCCUUUUCAAGAAGACGAGACGAACCGCAAAAUUGAUCCUGAGACAGCUCUGGGCUUCCGCGUCGCGAACGCGCGCAACGACGCGGGUUUACUGGCCGCCGUCGCGAACGCACGCAAAGCCUUCGACGACGCCCACGACUGCCUGAGCCACGGCGACCUCCACGCCGGCAGCGUCAUGGUCGACGGCGCGCGCACCGUUUGUAUAGAUGCGGAGUUCGCCUGCCGCGGCCCCGCGGGUUUGGAUAUUGCUUUUCUGAUUGCGGGCUACCUCUUCGCCUUCUGCGCGGCCGACGCCCACGCCGCGGACGCGGAGGCGGCGGGCAUCCGGCGCGUGUCGUGCGGCGACGCCGUCAAGGCGCUCUGGCGCGCCUACGCCGACGCGCGCCAGGGCGACCCGAAAAUGGACGAGGUCUGCGGCUUCCUGGGCUGCGAGCUGCUGCGGCGCGUCCUGGGCGCGGCGUCGGUGCCGGACCUGUCGGAGAUUGCAGAUGGCAAGGCGCGGGAGCGCGCCGAGUUAUUAGUCGUCGAGAUCGGCGUCGGCGUGCUCGUCGACGCGCCGGAGUCGGCGGAGCUGCUCGUGGAGUUCGCGGAGGGCUGCUACGACGCGCUCGCGCUGGACAAGUACUAG